AUGGCGUGGAAAGCAUCCGGGGCGUGGAAAAAGCCCAUCAACCUACCGACUAAGAAAGAUGACUCAAGCUUUCCGGGACUCAAACCCAGGAGUCCUGAGCGUACCAGCAAAAUUGAAUAUGAAGAACUCCAGCAGAACGAACUCAUUGUUCUGGAAGCAAUGUAUGGGGAGGAUUUCGUGAAGCCUGCAGAGACUCAUAGUGCUUGGAAGAAGUCAGAGCCCGCGUUUGACAUUCGCAUUAGGGCGUCUUCAGAUGAGGAUUUCGCAAUCACCUUAGGCGUGGUCAUGACCGCUACGUACCCCAAGAGCCCGCCUCUGUUGACUUUGAAAGAUACUGGCGACCUUCGUGAAGUCGUCCUUUUCAAACUUCAAAAAUAUCUCGAGAUUCAGCCCAAAGUCUUCGCCACUGAGGAGCAGGAGAUGGUGGACCGUAUUGUGGAGGGACUGAGAGACAUUCUGGAAGACGCUGCCCAAGCCAAGGCGAAAGGUCGUGAACUGCCCUCGCUUGAAGAGGAGAGAGCCAUUCAUGAAGCCUACUUGGCCAAACUCGCCCAGGAACAGAAAGAAGAGGAAGAGCGUAAGAAGGAAGAGGAGAGCAAGGAAGAAGAGAGAGUCCUCGGUGGCUUAUUGCAAGUUGAGCUUAAGCGCCAGAAAGAAAAGGCCAAGGAAUUGCGCAAGAAGAAUCGCCCGAAUGGGCUGUCAUCGCUCAACAACAUGGACGGUAUGAACGGUACUGAAAAUGGCCGCAUAGUCUUCGAUCAGCCCUGUCAUACGACAGACAAAACUGGAAAUAUCAUCUCAUUCCAGGCUGUCUUUGGGAAGUCUGAAGUGGCAAAAGGCCCUGUUUCGUCUGUUUUCUCUGUUUGGCCCAUUGUCGCGACCGGCCAGGACUGUCCAAAUCUGGCACUCAAGGAGACGGUCCUCCGCUCCAGUGCAAAAGACGUAGCCGUUUUCAAAAAGCAGAUUCAGUCCCUCGAGACCCAGCUUGAAGCCUUGAAAAAGGUCCGCCACCGCAAUUUGCUUGAAGUUCUCGACUUCAGAGUGGAGCGGGAGAAGAGCAAUGCGGAGAAGGCUUCAGCAAACCUCUGGACUGUUAGCAUUCUCACUCCAAGUGCCGAGAAGGGAUCACUGGCUGAGUUGCUUGAUCUUGCCGGCCGUAUGGACACCAGCAAAGUGCGUGCGUGGACAAGAGACCUCCUGGAUGCCUUGAACUUCCUCCACAACAAAUCACUAGUUCAUGAAGACAUACACCCAGGAAAUGUCUUGCUUUUCAGAGAACAAACUGGGGAGGUGGUUCCCAAACUCUCUGAUGCCGGGUUUCAGAGAGAGUUGCACAACAUUUCAUCCAAGGCGCAAGCACCGCCUGGCAUGAGCUCCGCCAAAUCAGCCUACUGGCUACCACCAGAGACUGCAGCUCUAUCGAAACCGCAUUAUACGGCGAAGACAGACAUAUGGGAAUUUGGCAUCGUUUUCUUGCAAAUGAUAUUUGGGCUUGAUGUACCUCAAAAAUACCAUUCUCCUUCUUCUGUUUCGGACUCCAUGUCCCUCUCGAAGCCGUUGCAGGAGCUGGUCACAAGGUUCUUUAAACCGGACCCCAAGAAACGGCCUCGUGCUUUUGAGCUUGGAUCCAGCGAGUUCCUUGCCACAGAUGCGCCAGUAGUGGUAGAGGAUAGCUCCGCUAUUAUGUCCAACUACCAUUCUCUAAACUCACUGUCACCAAUGCCGCCGAGACUGAGACGCGAGUCGACAAAUAGGGGUAUUACUUCGUCAAGGUAUCGAGAAGAUUUUGAUGAAGAGGGCCGUCUAGGCAAGGGAGGAUUCGGCGAAGUCGUCAAGGCUCGAAAGAAACUCGAUGGACAAAUUUAUGCCAUCAAGAAAAUUAGCCAAAGGUCUCAAGCGAGUCUGACGGAAAUAUUAAAAGAGGUUCGCCUUCUGUCACAACUCAGUCAUCCUGCUGUGGUCCGAUACUACAACACAUGGGUUGAGGAGAUUGUGGACCAGUCCGACACAGAAGGCGAUACCUCCACAGAAGACAUGACCGAGGACUCUAGAGAGACUAUAUCUCAAGACCCGGUUAUUCAUUUCGCCACGAGUACUGGAGGUCUGGAUUUCAUGUCUUCGAGUGGCUACCCUCAAGUUGAGUUCGGUUACGAUGAUUCCGAAGGUGACGAUGACGACGACGAAGAUGACGAAGAUGAAGAAGAUGAUUCUGAAGACGAUAGUGACUCUGACGAUGAUGACAGUCACCGGGCGGUUGGGAACGUACAGCGACACGCACGAAGCCGCUCUCAACGGCCCUUCAGGACUGUUCUGUAUAUCUCUAUGGAGUAUUGUGAGAAGCGGACACUUCGAGACUUGAUCACUCGAAAGCUUUAUCAGAACACCCCUGAGAUUUGGCGGCUUUUCCGACAGAUACUCGAGGGCCUUGCUCAUAUUCACGGUCUGAGUAUCGUGCACCGAGAUCUAAAACCAGAAAACAUCUUCAUUGCUCAUAGCAGUGACGGUACAGACAACGUGAAAAUUGGUGAUUUUGGUCUGGCCACGAGUGGUCAGUUCGCCGUGGACAAGAGCCUACCAAACGCAAUGGAGGCAGACGACAUCACUAGAAGUAUCGGAACGACUUUUUACGCAGCGCCUGAGGUGCGCUCUGCAUCUCACGGCAUGUACAGCUCCAAAGUUGACAUGUACUCGUUGGGUAUCAUCUUCUUUGAGAUGUGUUACCCGCCGAUGCUGGGUAUGCAGAGAGCUGUUGUUCUAGAGCAGCUUCGACGACCAAGCCCGGUACUUCCGUCAGACUUCAAGCCGGCCGAAAGAAUACAAACAGAAAUUGUUACGUCCUUGCUAACUCACAAUCCCAAAGAACGGCCAUCUAGUGCAGAGUUACUGCAGAGCGGAAAAUUACCUGUUCAGAUGGAAAGCGAAACAAUUAGACGAACGCUGGCUGGUCUUGCGGAUCCAAGCUCGCCAUACUACCAAAAGAUGCUGUCGACACUGUUCGCCCGGCCAAUGGAGCAAGCAAAAGACUACGCUUGGGACAUGAAUGAAACAAGCCCUAGUCAGGCAGAUUUACUGAACCAAAGUACUGUGAAGGAAACACUGAUAUCUAUAUUCCGUCGACACGGUGCGCUGGAGUGCCCACGGAACAGCCUCUAUCCGCGUUCCUCCCAUUACACGGAUCAAAAUGCAGUGAAACUGCUGGACACGAACGGAACAGUCCUGCAGCUUCCUUUCGAUCUUACAAUGGGCCAUGCGAGAAUGUUGGCCAAGGCUAGUGGAACAGCGAGCGUUCAGCGAACUUUUGCCUUUGGGAAUAUCUUCCGCGACAGACAGGACCUUGGACAACCUCUCAUGCUCGGCGAAGUCGACUUUGACAUUGUCACGACUGACACUUUCGAUCUAGCCCUCAAAGAAGCAGAGGUUCUUAAGGUUCUCGACGAAAUAAUAGACACGUUCCCAUCGCUGUCAUCGAGCCAAAUGUGUUUCCACCUCGGACAUUCGGAUCUUUUGCAACUCAUAUUCGACCACUGCCGCGUGGAGCCUGGGUCGCGCAGGGCUGCGGCCGAUGUUCUUAGCAAACUUAACAUUCACAACUGGACGUGGCAGAAGAUUAGGGUGCAACUGCGAUCUCCUUUGGUCGGCUUGUCGGCGACAAGUGUUGAUGAACUACAGCGAUUCGAUUUCAGAGAUACCCCGUCCAAGGCGUUUUCAAAGUUGAAAUCGAUCUUUGAAGGCACCGAGAUGUAUCGGCGGGCAUCAUCAACUCUGGCCCAUCUGAAAGAGGUCUCUGAGUAUGCCAAGCGACUUGGAGUUGCCAGUAAAAUCUACAUUACCCCUCUGCACAGCCUCAAAGAGAGUUUCUACACCGGUGGAGUCCUGUUUUCCUGUCUCUACGACAAGAAGGUUAAGGACGUGUUUGCGGCGGGAGGUCGGUAUGACAGUCUCAUCAGGGAGAACCGCCCCAGGAUUGGCAGUCACUAUGAGGAACGCCAUGCUGUGGGUUUCAACCUGUCCUGGGAGAAACUCUCUAGAGUGCCCAAAGCCAACGGCAAGGCGUUCCUUAAGAAGGCUGAAGAAGAGAUUAAUAACCUCUUCCAUAACACGCGCAGAUGCGAUGCUCUUGUGGCCAGUUUCGAUGCCGCCGUUUUGCGGUCUACAGGCGUAGAUCUUUUGCAGACUCUUUGGGCUCAUAAUAUCAGUGCCGAGCUGGCUAGGGACUCACGGUCACCGGAAGACUUGCUCGCCCGGAACCGUGAUGAGGGAUACUCAUGGAUUAUCAUUAUUAAACAAGACGCGAUAGUCAAGGUCAAGACGAUGGACAAGAAGGACACCCCGGACGUUGACCUACCCAUCGCGCAGUUGCUAUCGUGGCUCCGUGCCGACAUCCGGGAACGCGACUCCAAGACGGCAGCCAAGAUAAGGGGAACCGCACAACAUUCCGAGGCCAGCGCGGCGGCGGAUGCGCAUCAGGAGCAGGAUGUGCGGGUGCUGGUGGCGCAGACUCGGAGCAAGAAGUUCAACCGGCGGACGGUGGUGGAACAGGCGCAGGUCAGCGCGGCAAGCCUCGUGCAUUCGUUCCUCGACGGGCCCAUCUUGGCCGUGGAGACGACGGACCAGGUCAUGGACCUCAUCAGGGAGACGUGCCUAUCUGACGGGGAGAGCUGGAGAAAGGCGGAACACAGCGUGACGACGGCGGAGAAGAAGUACGUGCGGGAGAUUCACGACAUGUUGUUGACCUGGAAGUGGGCAUGGGAGAAGAAGAAUGGCAGUCGGCAUUCGUUCCUCUACAACUUCAGGACUGGAAACUGCAUCUACUAUGACCUGGGGGGCUAA
Messenger RNA from Colletotrichum truncatum, 4830 nucleotides. Its product is annotated as protein kinase. Gene Ontology annotation, biological process: DNA damage checkpoint signaling; regulation of translational initiation by eIF2 alpha phosphorylation. NCBI's taxonomy places the organism in Eukaryota, Fungi, Ascomycota, Sordariomycetes, Glomerellales, Glomerellaceae. The record is from RefSeq and is a predicted model, not a curated record. Gene Ontology annotation, molecular function: protein binding; ATP binding; eukaryotic translation initiation factor 2alpha kinase activity. Gene Ontology annotation, cellular component: cytoplasm; nucleus.